CUGGUGUGGUGCGCCAUUGGUCUGGCCACCUGCUCCUUUGCCUACACUAAGCUCCUGGGUCUAGGCGAGCUCCUAGGUGUAGAUCUAUCUGCACAAUUCGGAGGACUGUGGCAGUACUUGACCAAUCUGGGACUGGUCGCCACGGCCAUUACCCUACUCCUCUCCUUGACGGACGCUCUUCUCCCUUCCUCCUCUCCCACGAGCCCAAGUCCGACCUUCAAGCUCAAGGAGCUCUCGAGCAUAAUCGCCCUACCAGGAGAGACGUUGAUCUUCCUCCUCUACUGGUCCAUCAUGCUUGCCAAACCCGAGCUCAUGGUCCCAACUCGGCAAGUAGACGAUCCCGCCAAUCCAGGCCAACUCCUCACCGAGACCAUCCGUCUACCCCUCAGCACAGAUCUAGCCCUACACGGCAUCCCCGCCGUCUUCCUCCUAGUGGAGCACCUCCUCUUCUCACCUUCCUUUCCCUCCUCUUCCACCUCACCCGCAACUCUCCUUGGACCCUUCAUUACAACCAUUGCCUACUGUCUAUGGGUGGAGUACUGCGCGAUGCAGAAUGGACACUUCCCCUAUCCGCUACUGGAGAUCAUGGAUGCACCUGCGAGAGGAGCACUCUAUGUUGGUUGCAGCGCA
Messenger RNA from Microstroma glucosiphilum, 630 nucleotides. RefSeq lists its product as hypothetical. The record is from RefSeq and is a predicted model, not a curated record. NCBI's taxonomy places the organism in Eukaryota, Fungi, Basidiomycota, Exobasidiomycetes, Microstromatales, Microstromataceae. The annotation marks the transcript as partial. Gene Ontology annotation, cellular component: membrane; endomembrane system. The transcript has a single exon.